Dacryopinax primogenitus is the source of this 348-nucleotide messenger RNA. RefSeq lists its product as uncharacterized. The transcript has a single exon. The coding region runs from base 1 to 348 and encodes 115 amino acids. Lineage: Eukaryota; Fungi; Basidiomycota; Dacrymycetes; Dacrymycetales; Dacrymycetaceae. The record is from RefSeq and is a predicted model, not a curated record.
AUGCCUGACAAUUAUGAUGUCCCUAUGGAUGACCCCAUCAUUGAGGAGCCUGCACUGGCUCCUCCCCAACCCUCUGCCAUAGCCCUCAGCAAGCAUCCUGCUGUGGAUGAGCCCACCUCUGUGCCUCCAUGCAAAGUACCAUCUAUAUCAAUGGUAACAACAUCUUCUGGUGCCCCCACCCUGAGCAAGUCUUACAGCUCGGUUGCAUCCAGCACUGCUGGACUGCCUCUCACUCUCAUCUGGACAACCGCCGUGGCUAUGUCUAGCUCCUCUGGAGCUAAUGCUCAAUCUGCAUCAACUCAGAUUGAUGCAAACAGUCCCUCUGUGGUCACUGCUAUGCAACAGUGA